AGCCGCGGGCGCGGGUCGCGUCGGCGCUGCUCCGGGGGGCCGGGCUGGGCUGGCUGCCGCUGGCGCCUGGCGGUGAGGGUGGGCUCCCGGGGCGGGCGGAAUGGCCCCCGCCCAGGGCACUGGGAGCAGCGGCUGAGCGCAGGAUGCUGCGGAGGCGGCGCGGCGGCUCCUCACUAGUCCCAGAUGUUCAUCCUCUUUCUGCAAUAGAAUCUCCAUGGCCUGAACAUUUUCUGAAAAUUAUUUUGAGCAGACUACCUGUUUAAUAACAAAAUAACCACAUCAAGAUGGUUGGAAAACUGAAACAGAACUUACUAUUGGCAUGUCUGGUGAUUAGUUCUGUGACUGUGUUUUACUUGGGCCAACACGCCAUGGAAUGCCAUCACCGAAUAGAAGAACGUAGCCAGCCCCUCAAAUUGGAGAGCGUAAAGACCACUGUGCGAACUGGCCUGGACGUCAAAGCCAAUAAAACUUUUGCCUAUCACAAAGAUAUGCCUUUAAUAUUUAUUGGAGGUGUGCCUCGGAGUGGAACCACACUCAUGAGGGCCAUGCUAGAUGCACAUCCUGAUAUUCGCUGUGGAGAGGAAACCAGGGUGAUUCCCCGAAUCCUGGCCCUGAAGCAGAUGUGGUCGCGGUCAAGUAAAGAGAAAAUACGCUUGGAUGAGGCUGGUGUCACCGAUGAAGUGCUGGAUUCUGCCAUGCAAGCCUUCCUACUAGAAAUUAUUGUUAAGCACGGAGAACCAGCUCCUUAUUUAUGUAAUAAAGAUCCCUUUGCCCUGAAAUCCUUAACUUACCUUGCUAGGUUAUUCCCCAAUGCCAAAUUUCUCCUGAUGGUCCGAGAUGGCCGGGCAUCAGUACAUUCAAUGAUUUCUCGGAAAGUUACCAUAGCUGGGUUUGACCUGAACAGUUACAGAGACUGUUUGACCAAAUGGAAUCGUGCCAUAGAGACCAUGUAUAACCAGUGUAUGGAAGUUGGCUAUAAAAAAUGCAUGUUAGUUCACUAUGAACAACUUGUCUUGCAUCCUGAACGGUGGAUGAGAACACUCUUAAAGUUCCUUCAGAUUCCAUGGAACCACUCAGUAUUACAUCAUGAGGAGAUGAUUGGGAAAGCUGGAGGAGUAUCUCUGUCAAAAGUGGAAAGAUCUACAGACCAAGUCAUCAAGCCAGUCAAUGUGGGAGCACUGUCAAAAUGGGUUGGGAAGAUACCCCCAGAUGUUUUACAAGACAUGGCAGUGAUUGCACCCAUGCUUGCCAAACUUGGAUAUGACCCAUAUGCCAAUCCACCUAACUAUGGAAAACCUGAUCCCAAAAUCCUUGAAAACACUAGAAGGGUCUAUAAAGGAGAAUUUCAGCUCCCUGAAUUUCUUAAAGAAAAACCUCAGACUGAGGAAGUGGAGUAGCAGAGCCGGAACCUCUUCCAUACAUGAGAUCACUUCCGUCCAUGAGAUGCACACACAGGGACCCACGUAUUGAAUGCUUUACAAGACAGAACAAGUGUCCAUGGACUCGGCCUUUGAGUUGCCUCAACAGCAUCACUGCACCCCCAUAUGCUUGUUGCGGCCGGUAGGGGCCACCUGCAGUGAGAGAAGGACUCGGAAGAAGCAAGGAAGGCAACAGAGCAUCUCCGGGAGGAUAGUGCUUCAGAGGCAGCUGCUCUCGGAACCAUCUGUCCUCCUCCCUGUCUACCUGGCUUAUGCCAGGACCACAGCUGGGAAGGAGGCAGCAUGGUGCAGGGGAGAACAAAGCGUGUCUCCGCACUUGUAACCGGAUUCUGUUUGUCUGCCCCAGGGAAGACUUCCGCCUUUCAACAGGAGGGAGAUUUCUAGGACUGGUUGUCCCCCGUUGAGAUGAGCAGAGCGCGGCCUGCAUCUCCCGCUCACUUGCCAGCCUCCUUCCACUGAGCGCGUGCGCUGCCUAUGCACACCUGGGCCUUCCCGAGUGAUCUGCUUCCCGGUGCAGCACUCUUGACCCCCAUGACGUGCACAGCCGCUGCAUAGGAAGCCCAGAGGGAGCGCGUGCUUUCUGUUAACACUGCUCUGGUCCUCAUCUUUUCUGGACAGAUUCCAAACUUUUGUUUUAAGGGGAGGGUUUUAAAUGGAAUUCUCUAAGCAAAAUUGGGCAGUUUCAUCUUGGAAUAGGUUAUCUGUACAUGUUCUAAUGUUUUGUAGAACACUUCCUGUUUAAAUGUAUUGAUGUGGAUAAUAUUAAAUAUCUUAAUUAUUUAAAUCAUUGUAUUGUUUUUGAGAAGUUGAGGAAUUACUGUAUACAUUUACAACUUAAUGACUUUUGUAUUUUAUUUUUCAAAAUAAAAGCUUUAAAUG
This is a messenger RNA of Enhydra lutris kenyoni (northern sea otter), 2318 nucleotides long. RefSeq names its product tyrosylprotein sulfotransferase 1. The transcript has 6 exons. NCBI's taxonomy places the organism in Eukaryota, Metazoa, Chordata, Mammalia, Carnivora, Mustelidae. Bases 285 to 1397 code for a protein of 370 amino acids. Gene Ontology annotation, cellular component: Golgi apparatus. Gene Ontology annotation, molecular function: protein-tyrosine sulfotransferase activity. The record is from RefSeq and is a predicted model, not a curated record. Gene Ontology annotation, biological process: peptidyl-tyrosine sulfation.